Molecule: messenger RNA, 1354 nt
Organism: Eupeodes corollae
Lineage: Eukaryota; Metazoa; Arthropoda; Insecta; Diptera; Syrphidae
Product: mitochondrial ribosome-associated GTPase 2
Exons: 2
Coding region: 105-1247 (380 amino acids)
Cellular component (GO): mitochondrion
Molecular function (GO): magnesium ion binding; GTPase activity; GTP binding
Source: RefSeq, a predicted model, not a curated record
CAUAAAUAUGAACACCAUGCAAUUUGUUUGUUAAAAUUGUUUUAUAAGUUUGCUUUUUUUAUUAAACAAAAUAAAAUAUUUCACUAACUUUAUUAUAUAUCGAGAUGUUUGGAAUAAUCUCCAAGAAUCUCUACCGACAAUUGUAUACAGCUGACAUUUCACAUAAGCUGCUAACUUCUGUGAAAUAUUCUCAAAGAGUUGCUCUACGUCCAAAAAAAUCCAAAUCUGACCGAAAGGAGAUUCAAUAUUUUACUGAUGCAAAACAAGUCCGGGUAUUGGGUGGCAAAGGUGGUGACGGAUGUAUAAACCUGCGUCAAGUGUGGUGUAACGAACGAGCUGGCCCCGAUGGUGGUGACGGAGGAAAUGGUGGUCACAUAAUUUUCGAAGCUUCAAAUGACGUGAGGAACUACAACCAUGUCACCAGUAUACUCAAAGCCGACGAAGGAAUUCGAGGCAAUACAAAUGAAUGUCAUGGCAGGAAUGCUAAACACACUGUCAUCAAGGUUCCUGUUGGGACAAUCAUACGGGAUGCUGAUGGAAAAGUUGUCGGAGAUCUGGACAAGGAAAAAGUUAUGUUUGUGGCUGCCCGAGGAGGCAGUGGGGGAAAGGGGAAUAAGUUCUUUGCCUCUGCUCUGCAUCAAACACCGAGGAUCUGUGAAUAUGGGGCAGAUGGAGAGGACUUAACCUACACACUAGAGUUGAAAAGUAUGGCUGAUAUUGGAUUUAUUGGGUUUCCGAAUGCUGGAAAGAGUACCCUCUUAAGAGCGAUAUCUAGAGCCAAGCCAAAGGUAGCUUCAUAUCCCUUUACGACCUUGAGACCACACAUUGGAAUGAUACAAUACGAUGAUUACGAACAAGUGGCAAUAGCAGAUCUGCCAGGUCUCAUUCCCGAUUCCCACAAGAACAAGGGUCUGGGUAUACAGUUCCUUAAGCACGCCGAACGGUGUUCGGUGCUCAUGUUCGUUCUAGACGCUUCCGGAGAGGAACCCUGGAAACAUUACGAGAUUCUCGACAAUGAAAUCAAUCAGUUCAGUAAGCAGUUGGGUCAACGGCCGCGUAUAAUCGUUGCCAAUAAAAUUGACGAACCCGAUGCGGAAUUUAAUGUCAAGGAAAUUGAACAAAAACUUAAUCAACCCGUGAUUGGAAUCAGUGCAAAGAUGGGAACAAACCUGGCGCAACUCUUAAAGGUUAUUCGAGAGUACUAUGACGCUCAGAGGCGGAAGAACAUGGAAGGAAAAUCAAAUUAGUAGCACAUAAAAAACUCUUUAUGUAAUUUGAAUCUAGGUUUUUAGUUAUUCGUUUAUUCUAAAAAAUAGGAAAAUAAAGUAUUUGAGAAGAAACGUUUGGCAGAGAA